AUGACCACGGAUCUCCCUCAUAUGAGGGAACUCGAGCCGGUUAGUCAUGAGGCUGCGUGGGGCGUCCCUAGAAGAUUUGAUCAUGCAAGCAAGAAGGAUAUGUUACGACGUCAUCGGUCUGGCCGAGACAAGAAGACGCCAGCCUUCAACGCCGUCUAUGACACCGAAGAGCUGUUCCUCGGGACAUGUGACAGAAGAGGAGUCUGCGGCGCUGGUAUUCUCGUCAACACGAGUUCGUCCAUAAACACCGAUUCACUCGAAAAACUUACGACCGAAUCGGACGUUUACGAUUAA
This is a messenger RNA of Angiostrongylus costaricensis, 294 nucleotides long. Lineage: Eukaryota; Metazoa; Nematoda; Chromadorea; Rhabditida; Metastrongylidae. The record is from the annotation of a GenBank genome assembly.